AUGAUUAACAGAGUAGCUUUGCCUGAUGUUAUACCAGUUAAGCGUCAAUUUGACAACGAACAAGUAAAAAUAUCAGAAAAACUAGUUGGUAACGAAGAAAUAAUUAACCAACAGAAUGUUUUUUGGACUGGUACUAUUAGCAUUGGUACGCCACCGCAAAAUUUUAUUAUUGAUUUCGAUACGGGUUCAAGCGAUCUUUGGGUGCCUAGUACUUCGUGUACAGGAUCAUCUUGUAGUGAGUAUAUAUGCGAUGAAUAUUAUCGGAUACAUUUUGCUUCUUCGUUGCCUUUGAUUUGUAUAGAUAAUAAGAAUAAAUACAACAGUGCUUAUUCAAGUACCUAUCGAGCAAAUGGAUCUCCGUUUUCGAUCACCUACGGUGAUGGAACGUAUGCCACGGGACAUUUUGAUAAUGAUACAGUCGCAUUUGGCGGAUUACAAGUUCAAAAUCAGGUGUUUGCGGAAGCUACACAUGAGUCCGGUUUUGUAGGUGAUAUAAACGACGGAAUGUUAGGGUUGGGAUAUCAGAAAAUAAGCAAUGGUGAAGCACCUAUCUUCUAUAACAUGUGGGCACAAAACUUAAUACCUCAGGCGCUGUUCUCAUUCUACUUUGACCCUAUUUCGGUCGGUGAACAAACGUUUUGCACCAGCAAUGUUAACUGUUCCGCCAUUGCAGAUACAGGUACCACAUUGAUUGUUGGCCCAAAUGCACAAGUUCAAGCAUUAAAUAGAUACCUGGGUGGCACGUACGAUCGAUCGAGUGGAUACUGGAUAAUACCUUGCAUGAAUAGAAGUACAUCAUACUAUCAAAAUGUAACAUUUACAAUCGCUGGUCAAACAUUUACACUGAAUGUGUUACAGUAUGUCGUAGUAUGGGGUCAGACUGGUGCCUGGACAUGUGGUCUAGUAUUUACGAACGCAUCAAUUACAGAUCUUUACGGAAAUCCAAUUUGGAUUCUAGGUGAUUAUUUUCUUGUACGUUACUAUUCAAUUUUUAAUCUGCAAACCAACCAGGUUGGUUUUGCUAAAUCUAUAUCAUAUAAUGUUUUAAAUUCAUGGUAUUAUGAUCGGACAUUGUUUCCAACUGUCACAACACCGACAACAGCAGCAAGCACCACGACUAGUACAGGAACGACAACUUCAACAACGACAAGUACUACUCUUAGCACGAGUAGUACUCUAAGCACCACCACGCUUCCAAAUGGAAUAACAUUAACCACAACAGCAGCAAGUACCAUGACUAGUACAGGAACGACAACCAUGAAAUUUCAUUUUGGGUUACUUUAUAUCUAUUAUAAUUCAGCGGAAGAGAAGACAGAAGACAUGGAAUGGAUAAAGCAGUAUGACGUGAUCUGUUCUGUCACAACAAACAUCUAUGAUACUAUUACAGAAAUUUUUAAUGAUCUUAAACAACAGAGAGCUCUAGAAAAAAUGAAGUCUAUGCCGUCAUCAUCGUCGAUGCCAAUGUUAUUCUAUACGACUGAAAAAUCUUCUUCUGAAUUGAAUGGAACCUUUCUGUGGCAUCAAUUACUAAUUGAAAUCUUAGUACAAAUGGAAAAAAAAGAUUCUGAUAGACAAGAGUUGAUUGAAUUGUGUAAAAGAGCAUAUGCUACUGACACCAGUGAAUUAGAAAAGAUUGAAGAUUUUGAAAAGAAUUAUACUUCAGGUGAUGCAAUACUCUGGUAUACUAAAGAUACUUGCUUAUAUCGUCUUCUGAAUAAAGCUUUAAGAACUCAAGACAUUGAUACAUUAUUCACGUUUCGUUGUUUUAUUACCGAUCUUUAUCAUCAAAUGAAAUAUCUACACGACAAUUCUACCUGUACUAUCGAUCGUGUCUAUCGUUAUCAGUUAAUUUCACCUGAAGAACUCAACAAUCUAAGAAAUUCUAUUGGACAAUUGAAAGCUAAUUUAAAUAAAGAAGAAAAAUUAAAUCUUAAUUCAUUAGGAUAUGUACUCUAUGAUAUGGGAGAAUAUGAGAAAGCAUUAAAAUGUCUACAACGUCAAUUAAAUGAGCUAAACGGUGAAAUUUCUAUGUCAACUGCAUGUUGUUAUCAAGGUUUGGGAAUUGUUGCUUUUAAACUAGAUGAUUAUGAUUUAGCAAAUGAAUAUUUUAAAAAAUCAUUCACUAUUUAUCAAUUACUAUCAAAUCAUGAUAAAUUUCUAUUUAGUACUUAUGUUAAUUGGGCACUUUUAAAUGUAGAAAAAGUUAACUAUGAUACAGCAUUAGAAUACUAUGACAAAUCAUUAGAAAUUUUGAAUAAAGUCAUUGAUAAGAAUAAUAUUGAAGAAUGUAGUCUCGAUCAAGCAAAAGUACAGUACAAUAUUGCUAUUAUCCAUCGAUUACAAAAACGUUAUGACGAUGCACUUAUCAGUCUUAGCUAUUCACUGGAAAUUCGACAGGAACAUUUACCAUCAAAUCAUUAUCUCAUUGCAGAAGUCCUUUGCAAUAUGGGAGCCAUAUACAGCGAUCUAAAGGAUUACUAUACAGCAUUAGAAUUUUAUAUAUUAGGUGAAAAAAUACUAAAAAAAUCCUUACCUUCAAUACAUUGUACUGUUAUACAAAUUGAACAAGAUAUUAAAACAAAUUACACAGAAAUUACUUGA
Didymodactylos carnosus is the source of this 2601-nucleotide messenger RNA. NCBI's taxonomy places the organism in Eukaryota, Metazoa, Rotifera, Eurotatoria, Philodinida, Philodinidae. The record is from the annotation of a GenBank genome assembly.